This is a messenger RNA of Vigna unguiculata (cowpea), 516 nucleotides long. NCBI's taxonomy places the organism in Eukaryota, Viridiplantae, Streptophyta, Magnoliopsida, Fabales, Fabaceae. The record is from RefSeq and is a predicted model, not a curated record.
AUGGCAUGUGUGGAGCUGAAUCAAAGUCGGGGUGCACAGGUCCGACUGAGCUGGUUGAGAGACUUGUAUCACAGCUGUUGUGAAAACGAGCUAUGGGAGUUUGCUGCACGUGCAUAUCUUUUGCACCUUGUAGGGUGCACGAUAUUUGCUAACAAAAGCGCCACCUAUGUUCGUACACAUUAUCUCGAGCUAUUUAGAAAUCUUUCCACAUGUCGUACAUAUGGUUGGGGAGUUGCUGCUCUUGUCCACUUAUAUGAGCAGCUAGGAGAUGCCAGCUUUGCAAAUACAAAGCAAUUAGCUGGAUAUCUACCUCUUCUGCAGGCUUGGAUAUACGAGCACUUCCCUACAUUGGGAAUGAAGCAAGUACGGGAUACAUAUGUGGAGACCGAACCCCGUGCUCUACGUUAUGUCACUGGACGCGCCAUUUCCGCUACAGCUGAUGUUAGAGUCCAGUUGGAUGGCUUGACAUAUGAUGGGAUGAUUUGGAACCCAUAUGUAGCACACAGAGCUGCAUGA